AUCAGCAAAUGUUAUUAUGAAUUAUUUUACAGAUAUUCCAAAACAUUAUUUUUUUUUCUCUCUAAAAUAUGAUAAUACACACUACUUUAACAACAGCCAUAUGUAAGGUAAUCCGGAAAAAAUAAUCACAGUUAUUUUGGCCCUAACUUAGGCGUACCUGAAAAUGAAGGGUCUCUGAAACGUUUAGAUUGGUCGCUUUCUAACACAAAGGAUACAAUCGACUUUGAGGAAGUUUAAAUAGUCUGCGUGUUUGUGAUUUGGUUCAGAUGUUGAAAUGGAAGUUUAUAAACAAGAGCUAAGGGAUGUGACCAGGGAAUUAGCUCAGAUCGAAGAGGAGAUUGAGAACCUCUUAAACCGACAGUCAUCACUACUUCAUAGGAAAGAUGAGAUUAACUCCAUACUUCAACAAAACACCAUCACCCAACAGGCUGACACCAAAUGGGAUUCUACAGACUUUUCAUGGAACAAGGAACUGCAGGAAAAGAUGAAAAGUAUCUUCAAAAUCACAUGCUUGCGUCCUAUGCAGCUGCAUACAAUGAAUGUGACUAUGUCUGGAAAGGAUGCAAUGCUGAUUAUGCCGACUGGUGGUGGCAAGAGUCUGUGUUUCCAGUUACCUGCCCUUUUAUCCAAAGGUGUGACACUAGUUGUCUCCCCUUUGGUGUCGCUGAUGGAGGACCAGGUGAUGGCACUAGAAGCUCUAGGUGUAGAUGCCAGUAUGUUAAAUGCCUCUGUAGAUAAAAGCAAAGCAACAGCGAUACAGAAUUCAAUGGUGGACAAAAAUGCCUCGCUCAAGUUACUGUAUGUCACUCCAGAAAAACUUGCUAAGAGUAAGCGCUUCAUGAACAAACUUGAGAAGAUGUAUCAGAUGGGUCGUUUCUCUCGACUUGUCAUAGAUGAAGUUCAUUGUUGUUCGCAGUGGGGACAUGAUUUUCGACCAGACUACAAGUUUCUGGGAAUCAUGAAAAGACAGUUUCCGGAGGUUCCUAUCCUUGGUCUCACAGCCACUGCCACAACCAAAGUUCUGGAGGACGUAAAGAAAAUACUCAGCAUUCCUCACUGCCUUGUGUUCAAAGCCUCCUUCAACAGACCCAACCUGUAUUAUGAGAUCCGGCCAAAACCCUCAGGAAGUAAAGACGCUAUGGAUGAGAUCCAAAAACUAAUCAAGAAGAAAUUUGACGGCAUGUCAGGUAUUAUAUACUGUUUCUCAAGAAAAGAGGCAGGAGAUGUUGCUAUAGCACUACAGGAGCGAGGAAUAAAGACGGGUAGCUACCAUUCAGACAUGAGUGCUCUCCAGCGCAGCAAAGUACAUAAAAUGUGGCUUUCUAACAAAAUACAGGUUGUGGUGGCCACAGUGGCCUUUGGGAUGGGGAUAGACAAACCAGACGUGAGGUUUGUGAUCCACCACUCGCUUAGUAAAUCCAUGGAGAAUCUGUACCAGGAGAGCGGACGCGCGGGGCGUGAUGACAAAGUCGCCCACUGCAUCAUCUUCUACAGGUUUGCAGAUGUCUUUAGACAGAGCACCAUGGUCUUCACAGAGCAGACCGGACUAGACAACCUGUAUGGCAUAGUGUCUUACUGUACAGACAUAUCACGCUGCAGAAGGAGCAUCAUAGCCCGACACUUUGGGGAGGUCUGGGACAGGUCACAGUGCAAUAACAUGUGUGACCAUUGUGACCACACAUAUGGCGUAACUCCAGAGAAAAGAGACGUUACCAAGAUCUGUCAGAACGUUCUUACCCUACUGGAUCAUGCAGCCCAGACACAGCAAAGAGUGACGGCAGCCAAACUGCUGGACGCCUGGGAGAAGAAGGGCCCUACCUCCUUAAGGGUGAGGAAUGUCCCUGAACCCAACAUCUCGAGGGACAAACUGGAGAGGAUCCUGGCUCACAUGUUACUUAAUAGCUACGUUAAGGAGGACUACCACUUUACUGCUUACUCAACCAUCAGUUACAUUGUUGCGGGCCCAAAGAGCAGAUUACUGGAAAGUGGGAGUGUCAAAAUUGGCAUGGAAUUCCCAGGAAAGAAGAAAGUCGCCGUCAAUGGGGAUUGUUCAGACUCAAAAUCAUCGAGUGCAAAAAAGAUAGAUUCCACCUCGGGGAAAUCAAGCACCACCCCCUCAAAAUCAUCAGGAAUUAAAAAGACAGUUUCCUCUCCAGUUAAACAAAGGUCAUCCGCCAACCAGGACAAACCCAAACUUGUUGUCAUCAACAGACAGAACUCUCACUUUACCUCAUUAUCGGGAGAACCAAAUGACACUUCCAAGGGUGGGUCCUCCAAGCAGGCAGGUCCAUGUAGUCAUGAUACAGAUUCUGAUGAGGACUCAAUGAUCGUUGACCGCGUGAGGUCAACAGUUGCUACUGAAGGGUCGCAAUCUCAGUGUGGUUCCGGAAAAAGUAUGUCGUCUCGUAAACUUUCUCUAGGUGCUAAUAAAGGGUCACAAUCUCAGUGUGGUUCCAGCAAAAGUUCCUUAUCUAGUAAACUUUCUCAAAGUAAAAAGAGGAAGAAGUUUGUCCUGAGUGACACAGACAGUGAUGACCUUGACUUCUGUCAGGAGGAGACAAAAAAGAAGCCAGCGGUCAAGAGGAAGAUGUCCAAGACACUACAGGACAGGAAACACCUGGGAAUCUCACCUGAUCGGAAUUCUAAUGGAGAAGCUAUAUGUAUAGACAGCAGUGACAGUGAUGAAAUCUAGCCUGACAGUUUUAAAUCAGUUCUGGCAGCUAUGAGAAAUGAAACCUAGCCCGAUAUUAAAAUGAUCACUUUAUAUGUUCUUCUGUUUUAUCAGCUCAUUAUUUGGCAUUAGCUUAUGUGGCGCUAUGUGUGUCAUCAACUUUUCAACUUAAAUGCUACUUAUCCCAGGUGGCUGAGCACAUUUUGACUAAAUAUGGUCUGGAGCAUUGUUCAGCCAAGGGGAUUCAACAUUAAAAAAACACCUAGGGUGUGUUCCUUUCAGAAGAGAAUGGGGGUAGAGGUAAGUGGAUUGAUGAUAUUUGUUAUGAAGAUUAAUAUUUUAAAUACCUACUUCUCCAGUACAGGUAAAUGGAGCCUUGGGCUAAGAGGUAUCAACAUUGUAUAAAUGGAGGGUGUGGCCCACUUCUAGGUAUCCCCCUCUACUCUUUCCCUUCAAACUUUGCCCCUCCUACUCAUUUUUGUUAUCUUAUAUUGUCUGCUGAAAGGCUGUAAAAGUGGAUGUAAAACCAUCAAAAUAAAAAAUAAAAUCACUUCUUUUCCUUUAGUAUAAGUAAAGAUACUUCAACCACAUACUCAGU
Molecule: messenger RNA, 3269 nt
Organism: Mizuhopecten yessoensis (Yesso scallop)
Lineage: Eukaryota; Metazoa; Mollusca; Bivalvia; Pectinida; Pectinidae
Product: ATP-dependent DNA helicase Q1-like
Exons: 11
Coding region: 275-2692 (805 amino acids)
Biological process (GO): double-strand break repair via homologous recombination
Cellular component (GO): chromosome; cytoplasm
Molecular function (GO): 3'-5' DNA helicase activity; nucleic acid binding; four-way junction helicase activity
Source: RefSeq, a predicted model, not a curated record